Messenger RNA from Andrographis paniculata, 549 nucleotides. Its product is annotated as formate dehydrogenase, mitochondrial-like. Bases 1 to 549 code for a protein of 182 amino acids. The record is from RefSeq and is a predicted model, not a curated record. The transcript has 4 exons. Lineage: Eukaryota; Viridiplantae; Streptophyta; Magnoliopsida; Lamiales; Acanthaceae.
AUGGCGACGAAGCGUGCUGCUGCACCGGCGGUCCGUGCUUAUACUGCUUUACGGAACGCAGCUCCUUAUUCGGCUCUAGCCAGGGGCCUACACGCUACACCUGGUAGCAAGAAGAUUGUUGGCAUUUUCUACAAGGGUCACCAGUACAUAGUAACCGAUGACAAAGAAGGACCCAUUGUGGUAGGAAUAUUUAGAAUUGAGCUUGAGAAGCACAUACCCGAUCUUCACGUGCUGAUAACCACUCCUUUCCACCCGGCGUAUGCAACAGCAGAGAGGAUCAAGAAUGCGCAGCUGCUGCUCACUGCUGGCAUUGGCUCUGAUCAUAUGUCGAUCUCAAGGCAGCAGCAGCUGCUGGGCUUACAGUGGCAGAGGUCACCGGGAGCAAUGUUAUUUCAGUUUGCUCAAGACGAGCUUAUGAGGGUACUAAUACUUGUUCGAAACUUUGUUCCUGGACACCAUGAGGUAACUACCGGGGAAUGGAAUGUUGCAGGCAUUGCUUAUCGAGGUUAUGAUCUUGUGACUUACGCAUUGUGUUUACAUUGUCCAUAA